This is a messenger RNA of Thermothielavioides terrestris NRRL 8126, 5387 nucleotides long. RefSeq lists its product as uncharacterized. The coding region runs from base 352 to 5217 and encodes 1621 amino acids. The record is from RefSeq and is a predicted model, not a curated record. Gene Ontology annotation, molecular function: guanyl-nucleotide exchange factor activity. The transcript is spliced from 5 exons. Gene Ontology annotation, biological process: regulation of ARF protein signal transduction. Lineage: Eukaryota; Fungi; Ascomycota; Sordariomycetes; Sordariales; Chaetomiaceae.
GAUGGGAGAGCUUAGGUCCAUCUAAGGACAGCAUCGACAAUUCAACAAGUCCAGGGUGAACCGUCUCGCACGCUUUGAAAGACUGACGGGCUGCGCAGUUUACCUGAGCUUGUUGUUUGCCGAGGGCCAUUGCCAAGGAGGGAGGUUGGGAGCUUGAAUGCUAAAGCCUUGAAGAACCCUCAAAGCUCGAGGAACUGCAUACCGCCCGUGGGCGCUGGCGCAAGGCCAAUUUGUCCCGAACUGCUCAACGCCUCGGCACCUUGACGAUACCUUAGCCCGUCCGCGGGGUGCGACUCACACAGACCGAAUUCGGCUCGCUCGAGCAUCGAACACUCCAGCUGCAACCACAAUAUGAGUCGAGAUGCGCAGCCAGCCGCGCCCAUGGACUCCCGUCCCUCGGUCCCAACCACCCCGGAGACGCCCAUGCCUGCUCGGCGCAACCUCGUGCUCUCGUCGCGUAUGCAGUACCGGAGCCGCCCCGUGUCGGUAGCCGUCGACCCGGUGUCCCUCGUGAUCUCCGAGUGCAUAGCCAUCACCUCGGCCAUCCAGAAACAUGCCCGCUCCCCGCACUCGUCCGUCUCGGCCAUCCUCGGCGGCACCCCCAACCUCGUCCAGCUGGUGCCCCCGAGCCCCGGCGCCCGCCGCGGCAGCCGCAAGUCCGCUUCCGAUGCACAGACAGACGGCGCCGGAGACCUCGCGACCAACAGGUGGGGCCUGCGCGGGAAGAAGGGCAAGAGCAUGCAGGACAAUCCGUUGAUCUCGGGCUUUGGGAGGCUGCGGCAGGAACUCGCGGGCGUUAAAGACAUCCACAGGUUCGACUCCCUCGUGCUGCUCUACCCCUUCCUCCAGAUCAUCCAAGCGAAAGGAACCGCCGCGCCCGUCACAAUCCUCGCACUGCGGGCAAUCCAGAAAUUCCUGGCCUACGGCUUCGUCGCGCCCGUCUCCCCCCGCUUCGCCCUCGCCAUGCAAUCCCUCUCGACAGCCAUCACCCACUGCCAAUUCGACAUUAGCGACUCGGCGCAGGAGGAGGUGGUCUUGCUGAUGAUCCUGCACUUGAUGGAGGACAUGCUAUCCGGGCCCGGCGGGGACAUUCUGAGCGACGAGAGUAUCUGCGACAUGAUGGGCCGCGGCCUGACCAUAUGCUCGCGGCCGAGGUUCUCGGAGGUGCUGCGCCGGACGGCCGAGGCCUCCAUGGUGCGGAUGGUGCAGAUUAUCUUCGAGGAUCUGAAGCACCUCGAGGAGGAAGCAGGCGACGAGAGCGAGGCAUUGGACCGCCAGACCAGUGGGGACAUGGACUCUGUCAGCAUGGGCCCUGCCGCCCAGGGGAUGGACAAUCCGGGGACGGCGGCGGAGACGCCUGAGGCCGCUGAGGCAGGCGAGGCGGCCAAGGCGCCUGCCGAGCCGCGACCGUCAUCGAGUUCUGAAAAGGCCGGCAGCAAUUCGGAGACGUCGAGGAGCCCAAGCGCCGAAGUUGGUCGGCCCAGCACCAGUUCAACGUCAGCGGCUGACAGCGCUGACUCGGUGGAUCUCCGCCCUUACUCCCUGCCGUCCAUCCGGGAGCUGUUCCGGGUGCUCGUGAGUUUCUUGGACCCUCAUGACCGCAGACACCCCGACCAGAUGAGAGUUAUGGCCCUGCGCAUUAUCCACGUGGCGCUCGAGGUCGCGGGCCCAUCAAUCGCCCGGCAUCCUGCCCUGGCAUCGAUUGCCGAGGACCAGCUCUGCUGCUACCUCUUCCAGCUUGUGCGGUCCGACAACAUGGCCGUUCUUCAAGAGGCCCUGAUAGUGGCUAGCACGCUGCUGUCGACUUGCAGGGGCGUGCUCAAGCUGCAACAGGAGUUGUAUCUGUCCUAUCUUGUGGCCUGCCUACACCCAGCCGUAGAAAUCCCAAGGGAACCUGGCAUCGACCCCAGCCUCUACUCCGGCAUCCCACAAUCGCCGAAGUUGGUGAGGCCCCCGCCUUCUCAAGCCGGCAGCGGCCGGUCUACGCCUGUGGCUGUCAAGGACCGCCAAAAACUUGGCUUGGAGGGCGGUGCUCGCAAGCCGGAUGCGAGACAGGCCAUGGUGGAGAACAUUGGUGUCCUCGCUCGGAUGCCGACGUUCAUGGUUGAGCUGUUUGUCAACUACGACUGCGACGAAGACCGGGCAGAUCUCUGCGAAGACUUGGUCGGACUCUUGUCCAGGAACGCGCUGCCCGAUUCCGCAACCUGGAGCACGACAAGCGUUCCGCCACUCUGCCUCGACGCGCUGCUGCGAUUUAUACAGUUCAUUGCCGAACGGCUGGACCAGACCCCGGAGACCGAUGGAUAUCCCGAUCCGGAGCUGCUGAGGGAAAGACGGCGCAGGAAAAAGCUUAUCAUCAAAGGCACGAGCAUGUUCAACGAGAACCCCAAAGGCGGUCUCGCCUACCUGCAAGAAAAGGGGGUGAUUGAAAAUGCCGCCGAUCCGCUCUGCGUCGCCAGAUUCUUGAAGGGGACGUCGAGGAUAAACAAGAGGAUCUUGGGCGAGUUCCUGUCGAAGAAGGGCAACGAGGCGAUCUUGGAUGCCUUCAUCGGUCAGUUCGAUUUCACGGGCAAGCGGGUAGACGAAGCGCUCCGGGUACUUCUCGAGACAUUCCGUCUACCCGGUGAGUCUCCGUUGAUCGAGCGCAUCGUCACGUCGUUCGCCGAAAAAUACUGCUCGAGCUCGGUUCCCCAGGGGGUGGCGAACAAGGACGCGGUCUUCAUCCUCACAUACGCCAUCAUCAUGCUCAAUACGGACCAGCAUAAUCCGCAGGUCAAGAACCAGGCGCGCAUGAAGUUCGAGGACUUCUCGCGCAACCUCCGCGGGCAGAACGGCGGCGAGGACUUCCCGCCCGAGUACCUGCAAGACAUCUUCGACGCCAUCAGGACGAACGAGAUCAUCCUCCCCGACGAGCACGACAACAAGCACGCGUUUGACUACGCUUGGAAGGAGCUCCUCCUCAAGACCGAGACGGCGGGCCCGCUGGUGCUCUGCGACACCAACAUCUACGACGCCGACAUGUUCGCGACCACGUGGAACCCCAUCGUCUCGUGCCUCUUCUUCGUCUUCAUGUCGGCCACCGACGACACGGUCUACGCGCGCGUCAUCACGGGCUUCGACGAGUGCGCGCGCAUCGCGACCAAGUACGGCAACUCGGAGGCCCUGGACGAGAUCAUCUACCGGCUGAGCUACAUCUCGACGCUCGGCAGCGAGGCGCUCUCCAACACGUCGCUCAACACCGAGGUCCAGGUCGGCGACAACAGCGUCAUGGUCAGCGAGCUCGCCGUCAGGUUCGGCCGCGACGUCCGCCUGCAGCUGGCCACCCUGGUGCUGUUCCGUGUCGUCACCGGCUCGGAGCAUGUCAUUCGGAAGAGCUGGAAGCAUGUGAUUCGCAUAUGGCUCAACCUCUUCGUCAACUCCCUGAUACCUUCGUUCUUCUCCACCGAGGCCGACAAGCUCGCUCUGCCGCCAAUCCCCUUGCAGCCACCAUCGCAAGUGAUCGACCGUGGUGCGAAACAGAGCGAGUCCGGCUUCUUCUCGGCGUUCACGUCGUACAUCUCGAGCUAUGCGGCCGACGACCCGCCUGAGCCGUCGGACGAGGAGCUGGAGAGCACUCUGUGUACUGUGGACUGCGUGAACCAGUGCCAUAUGGGCGAUGUGUUUGCCAACAUUGCAAAUCUUCCAAGCCACAGCCUCGAGGCCUUGGUCGACGCGCUGUUAGACCAGAUCCCUGAGGACAACGGAUCGACUGUGAUUACGGUCAAGGCGGAGAACAUUCCCCCGUCCCAAGCCAACGGGCAGAAGACGCGACAGACCAGCGCGGUGUAUGACCCGGCUUUGGUCUACAUCCUCGAGUUCUGCACUGUGCUUGCGCUGCGCGACGACAGCACCGUCGAGCUGCUGGGCAAGCGCGUGGUGGAGGCCCUCCAGGCCAUCCUCCGUGAUGUAGCUCGGUACCACCCGAUUCUCAUUGAGCGGGCGACCUUCUACCUGUUUCAUUUGCUGCAGGCAAGCUACGAUCACGACUACGUCCGCGUGCCCAUCCUCCUCCACACCAUAUCCAGCUUCCCCAACGACACGCUGCUCAAGGCGUCCGGCCUCGUGUUGCGCGGCCUCAAGCUCUGCACCGAGAAGCCCUGCCCGCUGCGGAACGAGAUCAUGACGUCGCCCGACUUCUGGGUCAUUCUGCAGACGCUGGCCGCCAACCCUGACUCGGCGCCGGCCGUGUUUGAGAUCCUGGACAACGGCGUUUCGGGUACGCCGUCGGCCAUCAUGGCGGACAAUUACGAGGCGGCCCUGGCGCUGCUGAACGAGUUUGCGUCGAUGGCGAGCGUGGGCGCCGUGGCGGAGCAACAGAACGAUCGGAAGCAGGGCCGCAAGGGGGCCCGGCCGGUGAAGCAGGAGAAGCCGAGUGAAAACGCCGUCGUCGAACGCGGCGUGAAGGCGCUCAACAGCAUCUACCGCAUGACGGCGCGCAUUCCACAUCUUAUGAAGCAAUCCCACCUGGAGAGCCGUGAAGCCUGGUCGGCCUACUGGCUGCCCGUCUUCCAGGCGCUCACGACGCAGUGCACCAACCCGUGCCGCGAGAUCCGGCACCUGGCCUUCACCUCGCUGCAGCGGUCGCUGCUCUCGCCGGAACUGACCACGACGUCGUCGUCGUCCUCAUCGUCAUCGUCCUCGCACGAGCAGGACCACCAGGAGUGGACGGCCAUCUUCGGCGAGGUGCUCUUCCCGCUGAUCCUGCGGCUGCUCAAGCCCGAGGUCUUCUCGUCGGACCGCGACGGCAUGAGCGAGACGCGCGUGCAGGCCGCCUCGCUGCUGUGCAAGGUGUUCCUGCAGUACCUGGUCGCGCUGUCCGCGUGGGACGGCAUGCUGGACCUGUGGCUGAAGAUCAUUGAGAUCAUGGACCGGCUGAUGAAUAGUGGGCAGGGGGAUAGCUUGGAGGAGGCGGUGCCGGAGAACCUGAAGAACGUGCUCCUCAUCAUGUCGAGCAGCGGAUACCUCGUGCCGCCGAGCCAGAACCCGGCGCGCGAGGAGCUGUGGAACGAAACGUGGAAGCGGAUCGACCGCUUCCUGCCGAACUUGAGGGCCGAUCUGGCGCUGGACGUGCCGGUCACGGCCAAUGCGGAGGAGCAGCCGCCCGCGGCUGCUGAACCGCCGCCGCCGGCGGUGGCGGCGGCGGAGGGGGAGACGGCGAAGACCAAGGAAGGAGCGUGAGCAGCCUCCUCCUUUUCUGCCACCCCUCUUUUUGGGUUGGGGUGGGUUGUGGAGCGAUACCAUGAGAGCGUGUCAUUGGGUUGUUUUGCUGUUGGGGGGCUCACAUACAUAGGCAGCUGAUUGCUGCUACGUGCAAAAUGCAGGAUGUAUUCUUGUAACGGAAGGAAAGA